Messenger RNA from Peromyscus leucopus (white-footed mouse), 4672 nucleotides. RefSeq names its product zinc finger CCHC domain-containing protein 3-like. Gene Ontology annotation, cellular component: cytoplasm. The record is from RefSeq and is a predicted model, not a curated record. The transcript has a single exon. The coding region runs from base 24 to 1238 and encodes 404 amino acids. Gene Ontology annotation, biological process: defense response to virus; activation of innate immune response; cellular response to exogenous dsRNA. NCBI's taxonomy places the organism in Eukaryota, Metazoa, Chordata, Mammalia, Rodentia, Cricetidae. Gene Ontology annotation, molecular function: double-stranded DNA binding; zinc ion binding; RNA binding.
AUUUUCAUCUGAAAAGAGGCAAGAUGGCGACAGGUGGCAGAGCAGAGGAAGAUCUGCAGCGGGGCCGCCUGCAGAUGCUGCUCCCCACGCAGCCUAUGGCCCAGGCUGAGGAAGCCCAGGGCACAGGAGAGAAGAUGGGCUGGGCGCAGGUAGUAAAGAACCUGGCGGAGAAGAAGCACGACUUUCGCGAGCAGUGGCAGGGAGAAGGAAGGGGCAGAGGUGCGGGUGUCAGGCUGGGCAGCCCCGCAGGCCUGGCCGCUCCGAACCCAGGCAACUUCCCACCUGCCGGCCGCGGGGACCCGAGGGUCUACAGAAGAGACCCUGCGGGCUACGCGGCAGAAGCUUGCAGGAUGCAGGGAGCCGGAGACGCGAAUCAGAGGAGGAUGGCCCAGGUGGCGGCGGCAGCGGCGGCGGCCAUGGCGUCCCCCUCCCCCGCCAGGCCUGGUGAGAUCCAAGACGCAACUGCAGGGCGACCACUGCAGGAUGAGCCUCCAGCCGCCAGGCCGGGUAAGGGCCGCUUCCUUGUGCGCAUCUGUUUCCAGGGAGACCAUAGUGCCUGUCCGACCCGGGAUUUCGUGGUGGGAGCCCUCAUCCUGCGCUCCAUCGGCAUGGAUCCUGGGGACAUCUGUGCUGUUAUCCAGAUCCCUGGCAGCCGCGAGUUUGAUGUGAGCUUCAGAUCCGCAGAGAAGCUUGCCCUGUUUCUCCGCAUCUAUGAGGAAAAGCGGGAGCUGGACGACUGCUGGGAGAACUUUGUCGUGCUGGGGCGGAGCAAGCCCAGCUUGAAGACCCUCUUCAUCCUCUUCCAGAAUGAGACCGUGAAUGUGGAGGAUAUCGUGACCUGGCUCAAGCGCCACUGCGACGUGCUGGCCUUGCCAAUGAAAGUGACUGACAGGUUUGGGAUUUGGACUGGGGAGUACAAGUGCCAGAUUGAGCUGCGCCAGGGGGAGGGCGGAUUGAGGCACCUGCCUGGGGCCUUUUUGAUGGGAACAGAGAGGGGCUACAGUUGGUACAAGGGGCAGCCCAAGACGUGCUUCAAAUGUGGUUCUCCGAACCACACGACUGGCACCUGCACGCAGGACAGGUGUUUCAGGUGUGGAGAAGAGGGGCACCUGACCCCUUACUGCCGCAAGUUCAUCAUGUGCAACCUCUGUGGCAAGGGAGGACACAUGUAUGCUCAGUGUCCCAAAGCAGUUCACAAUGCCGUGGGAGAUCAUCUCACUGGCAUGGCGGGGUACUGAAUGUACUUCUGCUUACCUGGGUGAACGCAUAGCCAGCUUACCCUUCUUAAGUGCCAAAACGUGUUGUAUUUUUUUUUGUUUGUUUUUUUGUUUUUGUUGUUGUUGUUGCUGUUUCUUUUUGCUUUUUUAAGACCUUUUUUUUUUCUCUUUUUGGAAGUAGAUAUUUCUAAAACUUAACAGAGACAUCUCUCUAUGCCUUUUAAAACCACGCGUGCUCCUUUUCAGCCUGUUUGAAAAGCACUGUUCAGAACUGUAGCUUGCAAAUGUUGCCUGCCCCCUCUCCGCUUUUUUGCCCGUUUUACAUUGGUUUUGGUACUUUCAACACCCUGUCUGCCUCUGUAUUUUUACUACCUCCUGCUUCAUCCAUGUCUCAUUAGGAGAUUUUUGCCCUUUGGACUGCCUUGCUCAUUUUUAUGCCUCAGCCCUGUAUACAGGGCCCAAUGCGGGAUAGGCAUUCAACUAAGUGUUUAUUGAAUUGAAACUGUUGUCGACUAGCUCUGUCCAGAGCCUGCCUUGUACAGCUCUCUGCUGGGCUCUUUUCAUUUGCUGCUUCUAUGUGAUAUGAAAAUUUGUGAAAACAGUGUUGCUGGAAAUGUGUAAUCCAAAUAAGCUCUGAAAACGUGGCCGAGGGCCUCUUGUAACAUAAAAACCUAACGACUUUGUGACAGUUCCUUGUGGCUCAGAAGCCAUAUUUCUGUAGGAGUGUGGAGCCCAGGCAGUUCCGCUGGGAAAGACCAAAGAGGUGGUUUUUGUUGGAUUUUCUUUGUGGGGGCUUGCUUUUGUUUUGUGUAUUGAUUUGAGACAGGGUCUCACUGUGUAGCCCUGUCUGGUUUGGAACUGACUGCAUUCCUGGACCAGGAUGGCUUCAAACUGACAUUGAUCCUCUCACUUCUGUCUCCCUGAAGGAUGUUUUAAAUUAACCCCUUGGUUUUCCAGCAGAUGAAAUGAAUCCGAAGUUAAAUGACUGGGUUAAAGUACACAGCGGUGUGGUGCUUCAGACUGUCCACAGUAGAGUCCACUGCCCCCUUGCCUGGUGCUCAUCCCACUACCUCUCACACUUCACAACAGUCUCCUUGACAAUGGUGGGCCAAGGAAGUCUCUCCAGGGGUGUGGUCCCUGCAUGAAGCUGAGACACCAGCCCCUGAAAGAGCAGAAAGAGAAGCUUGUCUUGCCACUUCAUAGUAAGGGACCUAGGGAAAGUACCAGCGAACUCAUUGCAGGCUGCAUGCAUGCAUCAGUCCUUGGAGUGAGUGCCACAUCUUCAAUGUUCCACUGUCACUGUCAGCAUUGAGAAAUGGUUCCCCUUGGGAAAGAAACUUGCCAGACUUUUACAUUUGCACCUCUGCCUCAUCUACUAGGAACCCCAGAGAAGUUAGAGAGAGAGAUCAUCUGAUCUUGGACCUUGGACCUCUGAUGCUCAGAAGAAAGGUGGUUUUAACCCAGAAGCAUGAGUGAUCUAUAAACUGGAAAACAUUCUUGGGGAAACAGGCCAAGAGAGAGGGCCUGAGUCAACUAAGUUUUAUCAAGUUAAAGUGAAAGACAGUAAGCUGCUUUUUUCAGUUUUUGUCUUCUCUUUGCAGUUUUGCUAUUUUCUUGUGGCUUAGAAUGUAAAACAGAUGUUCAGAUUUGUUCUCAAUAAAUAUUUGUCGUUUUUGCCCAGGAAAAAUUUUGAGUUGUGUGGAUUUAUCAGGUGACCAUAGACAUGACAUUUUAAAUACAUAGCGGUUUCUGCAGGUGUGGAAUUUUGUAAAAGGGCUGUAUAAUGAUGUCAUUUUUUGAGAGUUACAACUGAAGUUACUGUGAGUAUAUGGAUAGAUAUAUACUGAAAACUGUUUGAAAUGACAUGCCUUCAAAGAUGGUGCCAAAGAAGGACUGCCUCUGGGUUCAAUAUUUCUGAUUCUAAUGUAUCAGGCUAAAUGAAUACAUUGGGAAUUAUUUUGCCUCAUUUAAAUGAUAUAUUUUUCUUUAAUCAAAACAAUUGAAAUAUUCAGUGAUAUCUAUAGGAAGCAAAGAUAUAAUACACUAAGAUAUGCUAAGUCUUGACAAGGUUUUACAUUUGAAAUUGAUGGUACAAUCAUCAAGUCUGCCAUUAUGUCUUUCAUUGUGUUUGCUGUUAUUUCAAAAUGAACACUGCAUGAUGAUGGUGAGUAAAAUUAUAGCUAUAUUAAUGAUUCAGGGGACUGACUCUAAGAACAAAACAAUGUAAAAAUUAGUUUAAAAAUCAGAUUAUCAAGAAGAACAAUGACAGGAUGUAAUUUAAUCGAAUUUUGAAGUUUUAUUUAGAGGAGACUCCCCAGCAUUGAUCAUUUUAUAAUGAGUUGUGAUUAAAAAAACAAAAAAACAGAGACACUUGAUUUAUGCUUAGGUUUUAUUUAAGGAUUCUGAAAUCAGUUGUUGAAACUGAGCGAAUACAAGCACUGAUUCAUAGAUAUAAAAGAUGCCCAGUGGGUACUUAUAUUAGGGAACAUCUGAGUGUUUUGACAAAUAUCCAAUUUGGUACAUUUUGCUUAUUUGCUUCUAAUAAGCAAAGCCUAGUAGAAGAGUCUAUCAGCAAUCUGGCUGCUUAGAAAGAUGAUUUCCUGGGUUCUAAUUCCAGAAUAUAUAUAUAUUCCUGAAAAGUCAGGCAUACAGGAACCACCAUCCAAUCAAAGGACAUGAGGCAUAUGUCAUGUGAGUAAUAUCAUGGAGUUUUCCUGGCCAGCUUGUUUGACAUAUUUGGCAAAUUCUCCCCUUGUGUGAAACAAAAUGUCAAACUAACAUUGCUAAAAUUCCUGUGCAUGAAACUGGUAUUUAAUGGAAUUUUUUUUACCACCCUUGUAUCAGGUGAGUGUGCCUAGAAAAUUGUUUCAUUAUGAAGCAAACCAAUGUUCUACUCCAUGCUGAAAAAGGAUCAUUAAACAAAUAUUGUCAGAGUGGCUUAUACUAUUUAAUGUGCUGAUGAAGAGGGAAAGCAGAAUUUAGAAUGUAUAGCUUUAAGAGUCUGUCCAUGUUCUCAUUGAUGGCCACCCAGAAAAAUCAACACAGUGGCUUUCUAUAAACUCAGAUGUCACACAAAAGAUAGUAAUUGUAUGAACUAAGGACAGAAUCCUGAUAAUGAUUUUAAAACAGAUUUCCACUAGGGGAAAGGCAAAGAAUUUUUGAAUAUCUUCAAAAUAUCUAUUUGUAAAUGAAUAAUGAGCUAAGUAUUUUGUGAAUAUUUAUGGAACUUUGAAUCAAAAAUAAAUGCCAUAUGCAUGCAGACAUAUGUGGAACCACACAUAAAUGCACACAUUCAAAUAAGAAAUUGUAAAAAAAUAUAUAAGGAUUAUCAAUAUUACACUAUAAUUCAAAAACCUCAAAAUAUUAUAUAAUCAUUAGGACACAGUAAGAUAGCAUAUCCAAACUGCUUAUGGUCAGAAUAUGGCUAAAUGAAACAUUGCUAUUUACAAAAGUAG